AUGCCAACUUCCAUCUCCAGCAUUCUCCAUCGCCUCCAGCCCAUGACAAAGAUCAUCCUAACAGGCGCAACCGGUACUGCCGGUUCCGCGAUCCUCUCGGCGGCCCUCUCCUCUCCACGCAUCUCGCACGUGACGGUCCUCGGCCGCCGCGCCCCACCAGUUGAAAGCGAGAAGCUCACCUCUCUCCUCCUACCGUCUGAAGAAUGGGGGAGCUUUGACGCGAUCAAUCCGGCACUCGUUGAGCGGUUGCGGGGGUACGACGCAGUGAUAUGGGCGCUGGGUGCGAUGAGGACACAAGUCCAGGCCGGGGAAUACGAGCCCAUCACACGUGACUUCACCCUCGAGGGUGCGCGUGCAUUUGCCGCCUUGGGGACAGCAGAUAAGCCCCUCCGCUUCGUCUUCAUCACCAGUAUGGGGGUCAGCCAGGCGCCGGGGUGGUUUGCCCCGGCGUAUGUUCGGGUCAAGGGAGAGACAGAGGCGGCGCUGCGUCGAGCGGAGGGGAUCCGGGCCGUGUUCGUGCAUCCUGGAGGCAUACUUGCCACAGAAGAGCGACGCCCAGAGCUGAUCUGGUACAACCGCGUGAUCCUCGACGCGCUGUCGUACGUCUGGCCCAGCGGGGUAAUUCACGCGACUAAGCUCGCGCAGGCAUGUCUCCGCCUCGCUACAGGAGAGGGAUGGGAGCUGCGCAACCCCGAGGGAGCCGUGGAGAACGACGACCUGAAGCGCCUCGCCUUGGGGUACGAGGGCAGCCCAGACCCGGGGUCAGAAUAG
Cutaneotrichosporon cavernicola is the source of this 771-nucleotide messenger RNA. RefSeq lists its product as uncharacterized. The transcript is spliced from 4 exons. The record is from RefSeq and is a predicted model, not a curated record. Bases 1 to 771 code for a protein of 256 amino acids. Lineage: Eukaryota; Fungi; Basidiomycota; Tremellomycetes; Trichosporonales; Trichosporonaceae.